Messenger RNA from Passer montanus (Eurasian tree sparrow), 912 nucleotides. Its product is annotated as myogenesis-regulating glycosidase-like. The annotation marks the transcript as partial. Gene Ontology annotation, biological process: skeletal muscle fiber development; carbohydrate metabolic process. Lineage: Eukaryota; Metazoa; Chordata; Aves; Passeriformes; Passeridae. Gene Ontology annotation, molecular function: hydrolase activity, hydrolyzing O-glycosyl compounds. The transcript has a single exon. The record is from RefSeq and is a predicted model, not a curated record.
AUUGAGCGUCAGCUGUUCAUCAAGGAGCCGUCGGGGCGGCUGCCGGCCAUGGUGGAGUGGUGGAACGGCAUUGGGGCCAUCCUGGACUUCACCAACCCAGCAGCCCGUGACUGGUUCCAGAGCCACCUGCGCCAGCUCCGGCACAAGUACGGCAUCUCAUCCUUCAAGUUUGACGCGGGUGAGACCAGCUACCUGCCCAAGCAGUUCAGCACCUUCCGCCCGCUGUCGGACCCCAGCAUCUGGUCCCGGCGCUACACGGAGAUGGCCAUCCCCUUCUACGAGCUGGCCGAGGUGCGGGUGGGCUACCAGUCACAGAACAUCUCCUGCUUCUUCCGCAUCAUUGACCGCGACUCCGUCUGGGGCUACGAGCUCGGCCUCAAGUCCCUCAUCCCCACCGUCCUCACCAUCAGCAUGCUGGGGUACCCCUUCAUAUCUGCUGACAUGAUAGGAGGCAAUUUUUUCCCCAAUAAAACCAGUGGUGCAGUGGAGAUCCCCAACCGGGAGCUGUACGUGCGGUGGCUGGAGCUGUCGGCCUUCAUGCCCUCCAUGCAGUUCUCCAUCCCGCCCUGGCUCUACGACAAGGAGGUGGUGGAGAUCGCGCAGAAGUUCACGCAGCUCCACGAGUCCCUGGUGGCCCCGCUGCUGCUGGAGCUGGCGGGGGAGGUCACCGACACGGGCGACCCCAUCAUCCGUCCCAUCUGGUGGAUCUCGCCCCGCGACGAGGCCACUCACCGCAUCGACUCCCAGUUCCUCAUUGGGGACACCCUCAUGGUGGCUCCUGUGCUGGAGAUGGGCAAGCAGGAGCGGGAUGUCUACCUGCCCGCGGGCAAGUGGCGCAGCUACAAGGGGGAGCUGUUUGAGAAGACCCCAGUGCUGCUCACCGACUAUCCUGUUGACCUGGACGAAGUUGCC